GUAUUUUAACUGAAUACUAAAAAAUUUCAGUGUUUGUAAUUUUUUAUGUGCCAAUGCUACUAUUAACCUAAAAAAUAUUUUAAAAAAAGUUUGUUAGAAUAUCUAGAAUUUGUGUGAUAGAUAAGAGUUUAGUUCUACAGAUUUUGACAUUCAGAGAAGGAUUCUUUGCGUGUAUGGUCAAUCCUAAAGAUAUUUUUCAACGAAAGACUCGUUUCAAGGUCAAAACGAGUCAUUUCAAAGUGGAAACAAAGCAUUCGCCGCCACGGCUUUCACGGAGAUGGUUGGACUUGCGGGCGGGGGAGGUCACUUAUAUCCCUCGCCCCCGAUGCAGCCAAAUUCUGAGUUGAGAGAAAUGACUGGAAUCACUCCAUCAGCACCAACAAGUGCUGAUGCAUGCCUUAGCAUAGUUCAUUCCCUCAUGUGUCAUCGUCAGGGUGGCGAGAGUGAAGGCUUCAGUAAGCGUGCCAUUGAAUCUCUUGUAAAGAAGCUCAAGGAAAAACGAGAUGAACUUGAUAGUUUAAUAACUGCCAUCACCACAAAUGGUGCACACCCAAGUAAAUGUGUCACUAUCCAAAGGACACUUGAUGGGCGACUUCAAGUAGCAGGAAGAAAGGGUUUCCCUCAUGUAAUAUAUGCGAGAAUAUGGCGAUGGCCAGAUUUACAUAAGAAUGAAUUAAAACAUAUAAAAUAUUGUCAGUUCGCAUUUGAUUUAAAAUGUGAUUCUGUUUGUGUUAAUCCUUACCAUUAUGAGAGAGUUGUGUCACCAGGAAUAGACCCGUUCUUUACAGACUUAUCUGGCCUAACACUUCAAUCUGGCGUUGGAGUAGGUCCUGGUGGACGACUAGUUAAAGAUGAAUAUUCCGUUGGUGGUGGUGGUGGCACUAGUACGGCAAGUGCUUCCGGUGUUGGAACUGGAAUGGAUGUUGACAAUGAAUUGAAUCAGACAAUUCAACAUCAUCCACCGCCUGCUCAGCCAACAACAUCGAAUCCAACCCCUAAUCCGCAGUUCAUUAAUCUCGCACCUUCGAAUCCAGCUGGUGGUGAAGGUAUAUAUGGAGGGGGUGGUGCGGGUAAUCCGAAUAACCCUCAUGCUAAAUUGGAAGAAAAUAAUUGUCCAAGGCAAACAUGGAUUCCUACGCCUCAUCACAUUUCCACGCGAAAUAUGCACCAUCCUGUAGUUCAUCAGUUGGGACAUCCAGUUACCACGCAACAACAAUCACUAAAUACAGCAGGAGGGAAUGGAGGCCAAAUAUUAAGCCCAACGCAAGGGCAAUCUUCAGAUCAAUUUUAUAGCACUAAUACACCUCAAGAUUUGAAUCAAGCUCCGCCAGCUGUUGAUGCAUUAACUGCGUCUUUGGGUGGAACAUCUAGUUCUCCAGUAUCUCCAGCUCAUCUUCAUCACCAAAAUGGAUUUGCUGUAGCUGCUGUAUCAAAUCCUUAUAAUACCGGGGCUCCACAAUGGACUGGUGCUAAUACUUUAACUUAUACACAAAGUAUGCAGCCACCUGAUCAUCGACAUAUGCACCCUACAUCAUAUUGGGGACAUGGUAAUGAAGUUAGUGGAGGAAAUAUUGGAGGUUUAUUAUCCACUCAACCUGCUCCCGAGUACUGGUGCUCUGUAGGAUACUUUGAACUCGAUACUCAAGUUGGAGAGACUUUCAAAGUUAGCAGUACUUGUCCAACAGUUACAAUCGAUGGUUACGUUGAUCCUAGUGGUGGUAAUAGAUUCUGUCUUGGUGCUUUGAGUAAUGUUCAUAGAACUGAUCAGAGUGAAAGAGCCAGGCUUCAUAUAGGUAAAGGUGUAGUUCUAGACUUGAGAGGUGAAGGAGAUGUGUGGUUACGAUGUCAGAGUGAACACAGUGUGUUUGUUCAAUCUUAUUAUCUUGAUAGAGAAGCUGGACGUGCUCCCGGUGAUGCCGUUCAUAAAAUAUAUCCUUCAGCGUAUAUUAAAGUGUUCGAUUUAAGACAAUGUCACAAACAAAUGAGAGGACAAGCGGCCACUGCUCAAGCUGCUGCUGCAGCACAAGCCGCUGCUGUUGCUGGUCAUCUUACUCAUGGUCAACCAAUUACAAAAAGUCUCAGUGCAGCUGCAGGUAUAGGAGUUGAUGAUUUGAGAAGACUUUGCAUUCUGCGAUUGAGUUUUGUCAAAGGUUGGGGUCCAGAUUAUCCUCGUCAAAGUAUCAAAGAAACGCCUUGUUGGAUUGAAGUACAUCUUCAUCGUGCUUUGCAAUUGUUGGAUGAGGUUCUACAUACUAUGCCAAUUGAUGGACCACGAGGUAUUGAGUGAAUAAUUUAUGCGAUAUUAAUGAAUAAUUUUCAAAAAUUAUUUUGACGUUUAAUUUCGUAAAAUGAUGGCAUAUUUAUAUGAUUAACAUAAGAUCAUGUCAUUAGACAUGUUUUACAAGUGAUACUUUGAAUUGUUUGUAUAACUAGUACAGUUUUCUUCAGAAGAAAACUGUAAUGAUUAUGAGAUAAUUCAAAAAUUAGGUAGAUAAACGUUUGAUGAAGUUAACACUCAUUAAUAAUGAUUAAUAUAUAUUUAGUGAUUAGAAUAAUAUUAAUAAUAAGAACUGAAUAAUAAAUAAUACGGCGCCAUGGCCUUGCUCUUAGACAACGUACAAAAAAAUUAUCAGGUAAACGAGGUAAAUUGGAGAAAGCGUAAAAAUACUAAUUAUUAAUGAAAGAGAGAAAUGUUAUUUUUCUCCAUGAUAAAAAAUUAUUUUUAAUGAAAAAUUAAUGGAUAAUGCUAAGUGUAUAUUUUUUAGGCGGUCAAAUGCAAUCUUGAGGUAUCAAUUAAAUUUUAAAGGAAAAAGAAAAUAGAAAAAGUCAGAGUAGGCCUGGGGCAAAUUUUUUGCAAUUAUAUUUUUUGCCCUCAAAUAAUUAUUGUUUUUGAUUGUUUAAUUUUAAAACAACAUAACAUAAUUUGUUUUGUUGACAAAGAAAUGCGAAUUUAUAAGUAAACAAUACAUGUUUUACAAGUUGUGUACGAUUAUCACAAUAUAAAAACGUUUGAAUAUUUUCGUAUUAGCAGUUAUUUAUUAAUGAUAAAUUAUCAAGUCUACAUUAAAACUAAGCUCAAUUUUUAUAAUUUAUAUCUUUUAAGUUAAAUUUUAAACGAAUUCUAAAAAAAUUUAGAAAAAAAAAAAAUGUAAAUACUCUAAGAUCUAGAAUAGUAGAUCUUGAAGUAAUUACGAUGAAAAAAAAGUUCGAGUUGAACUUUAUGCAAUGAAGCAAAAUGUUUUUUUUUUUAAGAUAUCGUUGAUUUUUUUUUUAUUAUUUUUGACAUUAUUUUUAAAUAUAAUUCAAAAAUGUAUGUAUUUUACUAAUCCAUUAUCGUUGUCAUUGAUAAAAUGAAGUCAGAAGAAUCUCAUUGGAAGACAUUAAUGACUUCAUUUUUUACUCAAUUAGUUUUUUUUUCAUCAUUUAUUGAAAAUGUUAUACAAUAAUAUUUAAUGUUUAUGACCCAAUGUCUCAUAGUAAUUAUAGAUACAAAAAAAAUAUAUAUAUUAUAUUUGAUAAGUAUUAUAAUUAUAUCCAAUAAUUAAUUAAUUAUUGAAAACAAUAGGAGAGAGCGAGAAUGGGUUGACCAAAAUUAAAUAUCCAAUUAUGAAAUAUGAAUUAACUAUAGCCUUUAGAAUUUAGCUCAGAUUUGUUUGUGUUUUAAGUAGAUUCGAGUUAAAUAAUGAAUGUAAGAGUGAUAAACAAUUUUAUAGUUUUUUUUCUUUAUUUUAUUUAAUCUUUAUUAUUGAUAAAUGAAAUAUUAUUACAGAUUGACUAAUUGAUUUUUAUUAAUUACACACAUGAAUAUGUGCAGUGUUUUAACUGAGUGAAGAUUAUUAGAUAUUUUAUCAUUUUUAUUAUUAAUUUUAUUAUUAUUCUUUUAAGCAUAUGUA
Chelonus insularis is the source of this 3893-nucleotide messenger RNA. RefSeq names its product Smad/Smad4 homolog Medea (gene Med). The record is from RefSeq and is a predicted model, not a curated record. Lineage: Eukaryota; Metazoa; Arthropoda; Insecta; Hymenoptera; Braconidae. Gene Ontology annotation, molecular function: RNA polymerase II cis-regulatory region sequence-specific DNA binding; I-SMAD binding; DNA-binding transcription factor activity, RNA polymerase II-specific. Gene Ontology annotation, cellular component: heteromeric SMAD protein complex. Gene Ontology annotation, biological process: SMAD protein signal transduction; anatomical structure morphogenesis; regulation of transcription by RNA polymerase II. Bases 278 to 2287 code for a protein of 669 amino acids. The transcript is spliced from 12 exons.